GGGAGACGGUUGUUUUUGUUGGUGUUUUGGGGUUGAGGACAGGGGCAGCGCCGUGCCUUUUACGGGGGGUUUGGUGGAUCUCAAAGUUUCAAACCGGAGCCGGUAAUUGUUGCGAAUGCGGGGCGAGGAGUCGUCGGAUUCCGAGUCGGGGAGGAUGGAGGAGAGUUCGGUCCGGAGGAGUUUGGAGACGUUGUGUCAGGAGCUGAACAUGGACGAGCAGACAGCCACUGAAGCUAUGGACAACUUCACUGCCAUAUGGAACACGUACACUCUGGAGGGAGUGGUGGUCCACUGGCUGGCCUGCUCGCUGUACGCCGCCUGCAGGAAGGGCUCCACUCCCACUGUGGGGAAAGGCCUGAUGGAGGGAAACUGCGUCUCGCUCACCAGGAUCCUCCGCUGCUCCAAGCUCAGUCUGAUCCAGUUCUUCUCCAAGAUGAGGAAGUGGGCCGACAUGUCGAACCUCCCGCAGGACUUCAGGCUGCGGAUGGACCGGCUGGAGCGGAACUUCGAGGUCUCCACCGUCAUCUUCCGCAAGUUUGAGCCCAUCUUCACGGACGUGUUUCAGAAUCCGCAGGGCUGCGAGCCGCCGCGGCAGCCACGCAGCAGGAAGCACAGACGGCUGCCCUGUCACAUCAGUGAUGUGUUCAAGUUCUGUUGGACCCUGUUUGUCUACACUAAAGGAAACUUCCGUAUGAUCGGGGACGACCUGGUGAACUCGUACCACCUGCUGCUCUGCUGUCUGGACUUGGUGUUUGGGAACGCUUUCCUGUGCUCAAACAGGAAGGACCUGAUCAACCCUGCGUUCAGAGGUUUACCCUCCACGUAUCGGAGCGACGGACACGUGGCCCCCUCCGAGCCUCCUCCCUGUGUGCUGGAGAAGCUGUGCGAGCUGCACGACGGGCUGGUGGUGGAGGCCAAGGGCAUCAAGCAGCACUACUUCAAACCGUACAUCCAGAAGCUGCUCCAGAAGCAGAUCCUGAAAGGAAACGAGCUGCUUUUGACUGAAAUGUUGGAUCCUCAGAACUUUAUUGAUAACAAUAAGGCCCUGAACAAGGAGUACGAGGAGUACGUGCUGACGGUGGGGGACUUCGAUGAGCGGGUGUUUCUGGGAGCCGACGCCGACGAGGAAAUCGGCACUCCGAGGAAGGCGGUUCAGGAACGGGCCGCGGGCCAAACGCUCGCUCAGAACCAGCUGCAGCAACACGUGGAGAAGUCCGGCUCCCUGGCUCCGCCCACCCCGCUGACCGGACGGGUCUACCUGAAGGAGAAGGACCUGCUCUUCACGCCCGUGUCCUCGGCCACGCAGAGCGUCAGCCGGCUGCAGAGCAUGGUGUCCGGUUUGAAGACGGCGCCCAGCGAACACCUGCUGCACAUCUUCAAGUCUUGUUCCAGUGAUCCCACAGAGCCCAUACUGGCUCGAGUGAAGACUCUGGGGCGAGCCUUUAAAGAUCAUUACACCAACGACUCCGAGGACACGCCGGGCUCUCACAUAGAUUUCGCAGAGAACCGUUUAAAACUGGCAGAAAUCCUGUAUUACAAGGUUCUGGAGAACAUCCUGGUUCAGGAGACCAAACGGCUGCAGGGCAGAGACAUGAGUGUUCUGUUGGAGCAGGACAUCUUCCACUGCUCCCUGAUGGCCUGCUGUUUGGAGGUGGUCUUGUUCUCGUACAGCUCUCAGAGGACCUUCCCCUGGAUCAUCAGCAUCUUCAAACUGGCUCCGUUUUACUUCUUUAAGGUGAUCGAGGUGUUUAUUCGUGCUGAGGAAGGUCUGUCCAGAGACAUGGUGAAGCACCUGAACUCCAUCGAGGAGCAGGUCCUYGAGAACCGGGCCUGGACCAUGGGCUCCGCUCUGUGGAGUGCCCUGGAGGCUGCUGGGAACAAAGUCCCCACAGUGGAGGAGGUUAACUUCUCCUCCUGUCUGGACUCUGGUUCUGGUUCUACAAACGGCCCGUCUCACCUGCCUCUAGUGGCUCACUCCCCAAUCAUCCACCCUCGAAUCAGGGAGUUCAGAUCAGGCCUGGGAAGCGCACGUAAAGAAGUGCCCCCCUCUCCACUGUCGGUCCACGACAGGUACAGCUCUCCGGCAGCCGGCAGCGCCAAACGACGGCUUUUUGGUGACGACCCUCCGGCGCCCUCUGCACACCUGAACACCAUCGUGUCGUCUCCGGCCAAGAGGCUGACGUUCGGUCCGAGCAGCGGCACGCCGAAGACCCUGGGCCCCGGAACACAGACCACCAUCCUGAGUAUCCCCCUGCAGGGCGUGGGUAACGAGCGCACGAUUACGCUGAUCCCGGUGAAGCCGUGUGACUCCUCUGGCGUCAUCACGACUCAGUUCCUGCUGACCACCUCUCCGAGUCGUCCCGCCAUCGUCGCCYCGACCUCCGAACCCCAAACAGGAAGCGGUCGACCGCGACGCACCGGAUCCCUCGCUCUUUUCUUCAGGAAGGUGUACCACCUGGCCAGCGUCCGUCUGAGGGACCUGUGCUUGAAGCUGGACAUCUCCUCGGAGCUGCGAGGGAAAAUCUGGACGUGUUUCGAGCACGCGCUCGUGCACUGCCCCGACCUGAUGAAGGACCGGCAUCUGGACCAGCUGCUGCUAUGCAGCAUUUACAUCAUAUCCAAAAUCACCAAAGAGACUCACACUUUCCAGGACAUCAUGAAGUGUUACCGCAGCCAACCACAGGCCAGCAGCCACGUGUACCGCAGUGUCUUACUGCGGCGCACCGUCAGGGAGCCUCCGGCCGAUGAAAACAUGGAGGUGGAUUCUGUGUCGGGAGGAGAGUCUGCAGAGAAAACCAGUCAGCUCAUACGUGACAUCAAAUCCAACCAAUCAGGAGAGGAGGAACGAGGCGACCUCAUCCAGUUUUACAACACCGUGUUCGUCCUGAAGAUGAAGAGCUUCGCGCUGAGAUACGCCACCAAUGAUAACCGGGCGGACGCUCCUCCUCUGUCCCCGUUCCCGUCAGUCCGAGCUCAGCCUCUGUCUCCUCGUCGAGUCAGCCAGAGGCACUCGCUGUACGUCUCCCCGCACAAGAACUCCGCCGGCUGCCUCACGCCAAACUCCUACACCUACAGGAUCAACAGCAGCCCGUCCAAGGAGCUGUCAGACAUCAACCGGAUGAUCCGGCAGGGAUGUGUGAGCAGGAAACGGGCCUUCACCAUGGAGGGGGACGUGAUGAUGUCACCGGUCUGCGACUCGCCGAGCAAGAGGGCGUGUCCGGAGAACGGCAGCAGUCCGGACGUGCUGCUGAAGCGUCUGCAGGACGUGGUGUCGGAGCGGCAGAGCCACUGACGACACGAGGCCGAAACUUGUGUCAUUUUAUACGUUUUGUUUUACACCAAAAAAACAAAAAUCAUUUUAAUUCCACUUUUGUUGCCUCAACAUCGAAGAUCUGAUCARAAAACUGCAAACAGAACUAAACUUUAAUUUAUCUUAACUCCUUCUAAAGGGAUUAAUCUAUUUUUUUUGGUUCUCUUUUGAGAAAUUGUUCAGUUUUAAAAAGAAAUAAAAGCUGUACUUACAGGAUACGCUCCAGUAUCUAUCCAGUUAGUACUGUUCAUGUACCAGGUUAGUAGCAAAAAUGUGCCCGGUAAGUACUUACUGGGUACAUAGCUUGUACUAACUUYAUCAUUUCUUAGUGUUUAACAGGUACAAACAUGGUACUCAGUACUAAUUAUGUACCCAACAGGUUCCUGAUAUAUCCCAGAUAUGUACCGGGUACCUCGUUCAGAUUAUUUUAAAGUUUAUGGUGACUUUCAUUGUAAAAUCCAAAUGUUUGCUGCCAUGACGGCAUGUAUUUUUACAUUCUUUCAAUCUUUUUUUUUUGUCUUUUAUUGAUAAARGUCAGUAUUAAGGAAAGUUUAACUCUGGGUGAUGGAAAAGAAAUUUAAAUAUUGUAUUUAAUUUCUUUUAACGUGAUGCUUCCUGUUCUGAAGUURUGUUUUUGUCCUCCCUGUUGAUAAAUAGUUACAUUUUACAUGUUUUACAGUUUGUCUUGUAUUUUAAUGAACGCUGUGUAACACUGUUAAUAACAGGCUUAKUGCUAACGAUGUGUUGUUGUAAGUGUGUGUAGUAUCUACGCAUCAUGUUUAGAUUAAACUGAACAUUUUAUYUAAUCUGUUCAGAUUGACAGGAUCACUGUGCUAACGUUGGGAACUAAUCUUUAUCGUUUUUAACAUUUAAUGGAAAAAAAACUUUCGUGAAACUGAAAUUUAACCAAGAUGCAAUAAUGGGUGUUAUUAAUUUUUAUACAAAUUGUUCUGUUUUGUAAAAUAAAUUGUACUUCCUAUGAUUUA
Molecule: messenger RNA, 4296 nt
Organism: Austrofundulus limnaeus
Lineage: Eukaryota; Metazoa; Chordata; Actinopteri; Cyprinodontiformes; Rivulidae
Gene: rbl1
Product: retinoblastoma-like 1 (p107)
Biological process (GO): negative regulation of G1/S transition of mitotic cell cycle; regulation of transcription by RNA polymerase II; cell differentiation
Cellular component (GO): nucleus; chromatin; transcription regulator complex
Molecular function (GO): RNA polymerase II transcription regulatory region sequence-specific DNA binding
Source: RefSeq, a predicted model, not a curated record